AUGGUUGGAACACGCAAACGCAGAGCUGAGGAGUCUGAGGAGGAAGAGCUUCAAUCGCUGCCCGAGGACAGCGAGGGAGGAAGAAAGAGUGAGUUAUACGAUUCUUCAGAGGCAGAGGGCGAUGCCGAUGAAGACGAUGAUGAAGAGGAGGUUGCUGCUAAGCCUGGUAUCCCCCUCGGCUUCCAAAAGCGCAAGACAACCAAAGCCGCAGCCGCCGCUCCCGCCGACGAUGACGAAGACGACGACGAAGACCCCGUCGCCGGCGAAGAAGACGACGAAGAAGUCGACCCCGCCGAACUAGACGACGAAGAAGAAGCCGCAGACCCCGACGACGAAGACGCAAACGAAGAUGCUGACGACACUGCCGACAAGUCCGGUCCCGCCGCCGCAGCCAAGAAGGCCAAAGAGAGAACUGUUCCAGGCGGUCAGGACAAGGCCGAAGUCGGCGAUAUUGAGAAUGCCGAUGAGAAGGAUGGA
Molecule: messenger RNA, 477 nt
Organism: Aureobasidium musti
Lineage: Eukaryota; Fungi; Ascomycota; Dothideomycetes; Dothideales; Saccotheciaceae
Source: the annotation of a GenBank genome assembly